This is a messenger RNA of Pimephales promelas (fathead minnow), 1900 nucleotides long. It is a transcript of the gene hcrtr2, whose product is annotated as hypocretin (orexin) receptor 2. Lineage: Eukaryota; Metazoa; Chordata; Actinopteri; Cypriniformes; Leuciscidae. The record is from RefSeq and is a predicted model, not a curated record. Gene Ontology annotation, molecular function: orexin receptor activity. Gene Ontology annotation, cellular component: plasma membrane. Gene Ontology annotation, biological process: feeding behavior; circadian sleep/wake cycle process; G protein-coupled receptor signaling pathway.
UCAUCCGCGAUGCUGGAGAGAGAGAGAGCCCGGCUCCGCGCGCAACAUGUCCGCGAUCACCGCUAAUGACGCGUGCGAUGCCUGUUCCACGCCAGCGCUGCAUAUCAACACCACGGAAAUUUACUCGCAUUCUCACGUUGAUGACGACGACGAACUUCUCAAGUACAUUUGGAGGGAAUAUUUGCACCCUAAACAAUAUGAAUGGGUGCUCAUAGCUGGAUAUAUCAUGGUUUUCCUUGUAUCCCUGGUCGGAAACACACUGGUUUGUUUUGCAGUUUGGAAAAACCAUCACAUGCGCACUGUGACCAACUACUUUAUCGUGAACCUGUCCUUCGCAGACAUCCUAGUCACGAUCACAUGUCUUCCUGCAAGUCUUGUGGUGGACAUUACAGAAACCUGGUUCUUGGGACAGACCCUGUGCAAGAUACUACCGUACUUACAGACGAUCUCAGUGUCGGUGUCGGUCCUGACUCUGAGCUGCAUUGCCCAGGAUCGCUGGUACGCUAUCUGUCACCCGCUGAAGUUCAAGAGCACUGCCAAGAGAGCCCGUAAGAGCAUCGUUCUGAUCUGGCUGGUGUCCUGUGUGAUCAUGAUUCCUCAAGCUAUAGUCAUGGAGUGCAGCAGUCUUCUGCCAGAGCUGACCAACAAAACCAGUCUGUUCACCGUGUGUGACGAACACUGGGCAGAUGAAAUCUACCCUAAAGUGUACCACACCUGCUUCUUUAUCGUCACUUAUUUUGCUCCAUUAUGUUUGAUGGUCCUGGCAUACAUCCAGAUCUGUCAUAAACUCUGGUGUCAACAGAUUCCCGGGACGUCAUCGGUGCUUCAGAGGAAGUGGAAGUCUCUGCAGUGCUCCGCUCACGCCGGCGGCUCGGGGGAAGCGGUGAAGGUGAGGACCAGCGCCGUCUCAGCCGAGGUCAAACAGGUGAAAGCCAGACGGAAGACGGCCCGCAUGCUGAUGGUGGUGCUGUUUGUGUUCGCCCUCUGUUACCUGCCCAUCAGUGUCCUCAACAUCAUGAAGAGAGUUUUCGGCGCUUUCAAGAACACCAACAACAGAGAGACGGUCUACGCCUGGUUCACCUUCUCACACUGGCUGAUAUACGCCAACAGCGCCGCCAAUCCAAUCAUCUACAAUUUCCUCAGUGGUAAAUUUCGAGAGGAGUUUAAAGCGGCGUUCAUCUGCCAUUGCUCCGGCGGAGACGAGACACCGAAGGAGAGAGUCCGAGCGAGAACCAGUACAGAUAGCCGCAAAUCCCUGUCUACACAAGUCAACAACUUCGACAACAUCUCCAGGAUAUCUGACCAGGCGGUGUAGCUCGGCGGGAGUGACGGCCACCCAGGCUGAAGAACGCCGGAUGUUUCGGCCUGCGAGGCUUAUGGAUGGAGGGAUUGAAUGGACACGACAUUUUGUCUCGUGUAAGGCCACGUGAACCUUCGCUGGAAUUGAUAUUCUUACCCCGUGAGGUUAUUUUCCAGCUCACGGCUCUAAUGGACGCGCCAACAAUAAUGACGUGUCUCUGAAACACAACAACACUGCAUUUAACUCAAGACUGAAAGGUAACGAUGAAAGAAGGGAGUGUUAAAAUAAUAAUGUUUCCUAUCCAAUCUAAUGCAGAGAGAUAAUGGUGAGCAAUCUGAGUGUCCUCUGCAAACACUCGCUCCACUGAAACACUGCUCUGUUCGUUUGAGCAUCACAUGAUUCAGGUCUGAAAACAAACAUCAUUUUUGCAUGCAUAAACUGCUUCAAGGACAUUCAAACAAAAUUGAUGUAUAUUUAUUUUUUAUUCCAUGUACAGUUUGACAUAUUUAAUGUUUCUCUAAGAAUGCUGUUUUGUAUUGUUUUUACAGCUCGCUGUCUCGGUGACACUUUACAAUAAGGUUUCAUUUGUUAGUUAACUAC